UGAACUUUUAACAAACCUAUAAACCAAGUCUUAUUGUCAUUUCGUUUAGUCAUUGCUGCUGCUUCUACUAGUAAGAGAGGUUCCUCCAGUUCUGAUAAACGUUUGUCUUCUAAUGCUGUGGUCCUUUCGUCAAAUUCGUCUCCGAUAUGUCAAGUCUGGAAGCGUUAAUAGUGCGUUCCAAUGCCGAAGUUCUGUCAUUGAAUGCGCCUGAAGAUACAUCGUCUCCUGUGCAUAUGCCAAGUCAACAAUCGUUUCAACCUGAAGAUUCGUCGUCUCCUGUGGAUAUGCAAAUUCAACAGUCGAUUCAGUCUGGUAAUUCCGACGACUCAUAUGGAACCCACCAGUUCGAAAAUAUGCAUCCGCAAUUUAAUUACAAUGGUGGUCAUUACAACUGGGGAAUGCAGCAGCCGUACUGGAACUAUAAUUCACAUUUAAUGAAUUCUUCUUAUCAAACACCAUCAACUGUCCCUGAAUUUCCGAGCCAGCAAAAUAUUGGAGCAAUAACAAGCUAUAGGCCAAAUGAAUCACAUCAUCUGCAACUUCAUGCUGAAAGUAGUUCCGGCCCUUCUACAUCCCGAGAUUCUUCGUCUUAUUAUACUACGGAUUCUCCAUCGUCUCUUCCCAUUCCAAAGAAAGUCAAUCACGACAAAGAGAAAUACUUCUCUGACCUUGCCAAGAUUAAUGAAAAGUUGUCUAUGAUCGAUAAAAAAAUUAAUCCAGUUAACGAAUGCAUUGAGGAAAUAGAUGAAGGCAUUGCUUCUCUUCCAUUAAAAAACUUAGUAUUGGAAGCAUUCGAAAAAAUUCUUAAAAAAGAUGAAAAUCUGAAGAAGCUAGUAAGUUUUCAAUAA
Molecule: messenger RNA, 848 nt
Organism: Daphnia carinata
Lineage: Eukaryota; Metazoa; Arthropoda; Branchiopoda; Diplostraca; Daphniidae
Exons: 7
Coding region: 147-848 (233 amino acids)
Source: RefSeq, a predicted model, not a curated record